Molecule: messenger RNA, 462 nt
Organism: Lathyrus oleraceus (garden pea)
Lineage: Eukaryota; Viridiplantae; Streptophyta; Magnoliopsida; Fabales; Fabaceae
Exons: 2
Coding region: 1-462 (153 amino acids)
Source: RefSeq, a predicted model, not a curated record
AUGAAAGAGAUCUUAUUGGGAAAACGUAAGUUAAAGAAUGAUGAAAACAUCACUUUGGAAGAUAAGUUUAAUGCUAUUAUUCAAAGGAAGCUUCAACCCAAUCUCAUUGAUCAAGGAGUCAACAUCAACAUGAUGUUGCUUACUAUGAUGAAGAAGUUAAAUUAUGGUGAGCUGAAACCAACUAGAAUGGCUCUAACAUUAGUUAACUGGUCGAUCAUAUACCCAUAUGGAGUUCUUGAAGAUGUCCUAAUUAGAGUCGAUUGUUUAUUUUUUCCUAUAGAUUUUGUGAUCCUAGACAUGCCUGAAGAUUUUGAAACACCACUCGUUUUAGGAGGGUCAUUAUUGGAAAUAGGUAGAGCCCUCAUUGAUGUGGAACUAAGGGAUUUAGUAUUGAGAUUUAAUAAAGAAAAUCUUGUUUUAAACGAGUUUGAACCUAUACAACAUCACAAACAAAAUCCUUAA